AUGAUGUAUUCGUUGGAUAUAAAAACUGAUUAAUGCAUAGCAAAAAUAGCUUUGCUGGCUAAUAUUUCUGGAAAAUUAAGCCUGAUAUUAUCAGUAUGUUUAGUUUAGAUUGAUGCAUUAAGUUUCGUUUGCUCAUUAACAUUAAUAUCCCUUGAUAUUUUAAGAUUUGUUUAAUACCAAUAGAAGUAUCAGAAUAAAACUCACUAUUUGCAACUACAACUAAAUGAAUUGCAGUCACCCUCCGAAUACUCAAAAACAAGUGACAAUAUUUGGAGAUAGAGAAUCUAAGAUAUGAAUGUGUAAGUCCUGAUAUUGAGUUAUUCAAACUUAUGUGUUAAAUACAUCAAUUAAUGCUUUAUGGAAUUGUUUAGAUGUACCAUAGAAGAAGAAUUACAGAAAAUUAUUUUAUAAGAAUUAAAUUUUUAGAUACCUUAGCAAUGCACUGAGAUUUUCAAAAGUGCCUCACUCCAGAUGAAAAAGUUAAGAGAUAAAUUAAGAGAUCCAUCUUGCAGAGAGUUUAAGAACUUGGAAUCGACCAAACAGGUCAUUACCAUAUAGACAAAAACUUUAGAGCAAAUUCUUGAAGAAUAUAAAUAGGGGAUUUACGAUUCUUUAAUCCAAGCUUCUAGAAACAAGGCUCUUGAUAUAUCUUGCACCAUCAAAUUGCAGAAUUGCAAUCCCAUUUCUUUAAGUGGGUAAAUAAUUAGCGACAAUCAAGAGAUCACUAUCUUUUUAAACGACAUCUCAAAAUAGACAGAAUUAUCCUAAUAGAAAAUCAAGGAUGACUUCAAAUCAAAGAUCAUCGAAUCAUUUUCUCACGAAAUGAAAACACCCCUAAACAGUGCAAAAAAUCUGAUCGAAUCAGCUAUUUCUGAGUCUUAAAUUGAUAAUAAUAUCAAGAAUUAGUAUUUGCAUCCAGCAUUUAACUCAUUAAAGCUACAGUCAUACAUUAUCAACGACAUAAUAGACUUUUCAAACUAUUAUGCAAAUUCAUUGCAUCUCUAAAUUAAAGACUUCACAUUCAAAGAGUUGAUCAAUGAAAUAAGUGGGUUGUUUUAGCAAUAAUUCGAGAUGAAGAAUAUGGGAUUAAAAAUAGUAAUGGUGAAGAAUAGUUUUCUAACAUUUAAUACUGACUAUAAUCGUCUGAUAUAAAUAAUAGUGAAUUUGUUGGCAAACUCAUUAAAGUUCUCAUACAGUGGCAAUGUGGUUGUUCGGUUUAAAUCACUUGAGUAAAAUACUUUGAAAAUAUCGAUCAAAGAUUAAGGGAUUGGUAUUGAGUAAGAGAAAUUGGAUAGAAUCCAGAAAACUCUAAGUCAAUUCCAAGAGACCUCAGAUUUCAUCUAUAAUAAAAAUUGGCAUGGAUUUGGACUGUUAAUUUCAUCCAUUCUGUUGACCAAGCUCUCAACUAAUCCAAAUAAAUAGUUAUUGUAAAUUAAAAGCAAAGGAAAGAGUUUGGGAACAAAAGUUAUCAUCUUAGUUGAAGACUAAAAUAAAGUGGAUGAACAAAAUAGAGGAUAAUCAAUUAUGAUUUCUAGAAAAUCAGUUAGAUUUGGAACAAAAAUAAAUUCACAAAAUAAAAUAUAAAUUGGAACUGUCAUUGUGACUUCAGUAAAGCCGGUGUCGAACUUAAAAAAUAAUGAUAUCGUGACUCCGCAAUUUAAAACAAUAGAGUUUUAAACAGAUAUGAUAUCGAUCGAUAAAUCCAGUGAUUUCUUUCCCAUAAAUAAUAAACUCAAAGAAUUGAAAUCGUCUGAUCCAAAGUUGAUCAGUGAUUUAAACGAUUCACAAAGCUCGGAUUAAAUUGGAAAUAUCCAAUUUGGACAAUUAGGAUAAUCAAACGAUCCUCCUUCAAUACAACAACAAUUUAAAGAUGUAAAAUCAAGUAGGAGUUCUCGGUCACAGGUUUUUAGCAUUAAAUAAUUAAAAUUAUUGGAGGAUUAGGAGAGCCAGUAAAAUCUAUUGAAUUUUGCUCAAAAAAAGAAAUGUCAGUGUCGAAGAAUACUCUCAGUAGAUGAUGAAAUAUUCAACUAACAUUCCUUAUGCAUGUUGCUUCAAAAACUGGGCUUUGAAGUGUUGGUGGUUAGUAUUAAAUAGUAUAACCUUAGGCUUUCAAUGGGUAACAGGCAAUAGAUAAGUUGAACGAAUUAAAGAAGUGCUGUGAUAAUUGCUAAUUGCUUGAUGUGAUCUUAAUGGAUUAUCAGAUGCCAAUACUAAAUGGAAUUGAAACUACAAAAAUCAUUUUGGAAAUGAUAGAAACCAAACAGAUCCCCUUCAUCAACAUCAUAGGUUUAACAGCAUUCACUAGUGAAUCAGACAUAGUAAAUUGUAUAGAUGCAGGCAUGACUUAUGUAUUACCUAAGCCUUUGAACCUAAAAGACUUCAAAGACUUAUUGUCAAAUUUAUGA
Messenger RNA from Paramecium octaurelia, 2405 nucleotides. The record is from the annotation of a GenBank genome assembly. Lineage: Eukaryota; Ciliophora; Oligohymenophorea; Peniculida; Parameciidae.